Molecule: messenger RNA, 1034 nt
Organism: Helianthus annuus (common sunflower)
Lineage: Eukaryota; Viridiplantae; Streptophyta; Magnoliopsida; Asterales; Asteraceae
Product: elongation of fatty acids protein 3-like
Exons: 1
Coding region: 131-934 (267 amino acids)
Biological process (GO): sphingolipid biosynthetic process; fatty acid elongation, saturated fatty acid; very long-chain fatty acid biosynthetic process
Cellular component (GO): endoplasmic reticulum membrane
Molecular function (GO): fatty acid elongase activity
Source: RefSeq, a predicted model, not a curated record
GUGAAUUGGCCUGUGAAACCUAAUCCUUUCCUGGUAUGGUAAGCAGGUAUAUAACUUAACCAGCAACACCUACACCACCUUAUCCCCUCACCUUUCACUCACCAAUCCCCACCCUUACGGCGGCGCGUGCAUGGCCACCUCCCGCUCCACACUCCACUACUAUCUAGUCGACCACCCAACAAUCACCAACUUCGAGUGGAAACCAAACCAAACAUGGGGCGCCUCCCCUCUCUUCCUCUCCACAACCCUCUUCACCUACCUCCUCCUCACCUUCACCCUCCGGCGCGUGCCCCUCACCCCAGUCUCCCCCACCGUCCUCCGCCUCAUCUCCGCCGCCCACAACCUUUUUCUCCUCAUCCUUUCCCUCAUCAUGGCCGUCGGAUGCUCCCUCUCCACCCUCUCUCAAAUGCCCAACCACCGUUGGAUCUUCUGCUUCCCACCCAAUCACACCCCGCCACAUGGCCCUGUCUUCUUCUGGGCCCACAUCUUUUACUUCUCCAAACUUGUUGAAUUCAUUGACACUUUUCUCAUCAUAAUUUCCGGAAGUAAUAGACGGCUGUCGUUCCUCCACGUGUACCAUCAUUCAAUAGUGGUUGUCAUGUGUUAUGUGUGGCUUGCAACAUCCCAGUCACUGUUCCCUGUGGCGCUUGUUACCAAUGCCAGUGUUCAUGUGCUAAUGUACGCCUAUUAUUUGUUGUGUGCUAUCGGGUACCGGCCGUGGUGGAAGGUUAUGGUUACAAACUGUCAGAUUGUUCAGUUUGUGUUUAGCUUCUUGGUGUCGGGUUUGAUGUUGUUUUACCAUUUUACCGGGUCGGGUUGUUCUGGGUUUUAUGGUUGGUGUUUUAAUGCGGUUUUUAAUGCUUCUCUUUUGGCUCUUUUUGUUAACUUUCAUUUUAAGAAUUAUGCUAGAAAGGAUAAGGCGAAAGCGUUGUGAUUUUAUGGAAUAAGAGUUGUAAAAGAUAUUGUACGCCGGCUAAUGUGAAGGCACCCGGAUGAGGAAACUAUUAAUAAAUUUUUCAUGAUUGGUUAUAGAA